Messenger RNA from Meriones unguiculatus (Mongolian gerbil), 1231 nucleotides. It is a transcript of the gene Ntf3, whose product is annotated as neurotrophin 3. Bases 103 to 918 code for a protein of 271 amino acids. The transcript has 2 exons. The record is from RefSeq and is a predicted model, not a curated record. Gene Ontology annotation, molecular function: nerve growth factor receptor binding; growth factor activity. Gene Ontology annotation, biological process: neuron projection morphogenesis; nerve growth factor signaling pathway; nerve development. Lineage: Eukaryota; Metazoa; Chordata; Mammalia; Rodentia; Muridae.
GCUGGGUAGUGGCUGCGGCAGGGGUGGGCGAGACUGAAUGACCGAACUCGAAUCCACCUUUCUCUUCAUGUCGACGUCCCUGGAAAUAGUCACACGGAUGCCAUGGUUACUUCUGCCACGAUCUUACAGGUGAACAAGGUGAUGUCCAUCUUGUUUUAUGUGAUAUUUCUCGCUUAUCUCCGUGGCAUCCAAGGCAACAACAUGGAUCAAAGGAGUUUGCCAGAAGACUCGCUCAAUUCCCUCAUCAUCAAGCUGAUCCAGGCAGACAUUUUGAAAAACAAGCUCUCCAAGCAGGUGGUGGAUGUUAAGGAAAAUUACCAGAGCACCCUGCCCAAAGCAGAAGCACCCAGAGAAGCAGAGCAGGGAGAGCCCACCAGGUCGGAAUUCCAGCCGAUGAUUGCAACAGACACAGAACUACUGCGGCAACAGAGACGCUACAAUUCGCCCCGGGUCCUGCUGAGUGACAGCACCCCUUUGGAGCCCCCUCCCUUAUAUCUAAUGGAGGAUUAUGUGGGCAACCCAGUGGUGGCCAAUAGAACAUCAUCACGGCGGAAACGCUAUGCAGAGCAUAAGAGUCACCGGGGUGAAUACUCAGUGUGUGACAGCGAGAGUCUGUGGGUGACCGACAAGUCCUCAGCCAUUGACAUUCGGGGACACCAGGUCACGGUGCUGGGGGAGAUCAAAACCGGCAACUCUCCUGUCAAACAAUACUUUUACGAAACGAGAUGUAAAGAAGCCAGGCCAGUCAAAAAUGGUUGCAGGGGAAUUGAUGACAAACACUGGAACUCUCAGUGCAAAACGUCCCAAACCUAUGUCCGAGCACUGACUUCAGAAAACAACAAACUCAUAGGCUGGCGCUGGAUACGAAUAGACACUUCCUGUGUGUGUGCCUUGUCGAGAAAAAUCGGAAGAACAUGAAUUGGCAUCUGUCCCCACAUAUAAAUUAUUACUUUAAAUUAUAUGAUAUGCAUGUAGCAUAUAAAUGUUUAUAUUGUUUUUAUAUAUUAUAAGUUGACCUUUAUUUAUUAAACUUCAGCAACCCUUACAGUAUAUAAGCUUUUUUCUCAAUAAAAUCCGUGUGCUUGCCCUCCCUCAGGCCUCUCCCAUCUGUUAACCUUGUUUUGUGAUUGGGCUCUCGGGACCCCUUCUGUAAAACCUGUGUACACCAGUAUUUUGCAUUCAGUAUUGUCAAGGCCAUGACUGUGGUUUUAGUAAACUUCUUAAAAUCGGA